AUGACUACUGAUACCACUGUUUUCGUUUCUGGCGCAACCGGUUUCAUUGCUCUACACAUUAUGAACGAUCUGUUGAAAGCUGGCUAUACAGUCAUCGGCUCAGGUAGAUCUCAAGAAAAAAAUGAUGGCUUGCUCAAAAAAUUUAAUAACAAUCCCAAACUAUCGAUGGAAAUUGUGGAAGAUAUUGCUGCUCCAAACGCCUUUGAUGAAGUUUUCAAAAAACAUGGUAAGGAAAUUAAGAUUGUGCUACACACUGCCUCCCCAUUCCAUUUUGAAACUACCAAUUUUGAAAAGGAUUUACUAACCCCUGCAGUGAACGGUACAAAAUCUAUCUUGGAAGCGAUUAAAAAAUAUGCUGCAGACACUGUUGAAAAAGUUAUUGUUACUUCGUCUACUGCUGCUCUGGUGACACCUACAGACAUGAACAAAGGAGAUUUGGUGAUCACGGAGGAGAGUUGGAAUAAGGAUACAUGGGACAGUUGUCAAGCCAACGCCGUUGCCGCAUAUUGUGGCUCGAAAAAGUUUGCUGAAAAAACUGCUUGGGAAUUUCUUAAAGAAAACAAGUCUAGUGUCAAAUUCACACUAUCCACUAUCAAUCCGGGAUUCGUUUUUGGUCCUCAAAUGUUUGCAGAUUCGCUAAAACAUGGCAUAAAUACCUCCUCAGGGAUCGUAUCUGAGUUAAUUCAUUCCAAGGUAGGUGGAGAAUUUUAUAAUUACUGUGGCCCAUUUAUUGACGUGCGUGACGUUUCUAAAGCCCACCUAGUUGCAAUUGAAAAACCAGAAUGUACCGGCCAAAGAUUAGUAUUGAGUGAAGGUUUAUUCUGCUGUCAAGAAAUCGUUGACAUCUUGAACGAGGAAUUCCCUCAAUUAAAGGGCAAGAUAGCUACAGGUGAACCUGCGACCGGUCCAAGCUUUUUAGAAAAAAACUCUUGCAAGUUUGACAAUUCUAAGACAAAAAAACUACUGGGAUUCCAGUUUUACAAUUUAAAGGAUUGCAUAGUUGACACCGCGGCGCAAAUGUUAGAAGUUCAAAAUGAAGCCUAA
This is a messenger RNA of Saccharomyces cerevisiae S288C, 1044 nucleotides long. It is a transcript of the gene ARI1, whose product is annotated as carbonyl reductase (NADPH-dependent) ARI1. NCBI's taxonomy places the organism in Eukaryota, Fungi, Ascomycota, Saccharomycetes, Saccharomycetales, Saccharomycetaceae. The record is from RefSeq and is marked reviewed. Gene Ontology annotation, molecular function: oxidoreductase activity. The transcript has a single exon. Gene Ontology annotation, cellular component: nucleus; cytoplasm. Bases 1 to 1044 code for a protein of 347 amino acids.